CCAGCUCUUCACACCUUCAUUUAACACUAUUGAAUUGAUCCUUGCUCGUUCAGUCCACAAUCUUGUCAACACAUUCCAUCCAAAAUAAGCCAAUAUGGGCAAGAUCGAGAGCGUCCACACCAACGCGGCACCGCAGCCCCUCCCGCAGUUCUCACAGGCCGUCAAGUACAACGGCAUGGUCUACUGUUCCGGGAACAUCGGGCUCGACCCGGCAACGAAACAAAUCGUCGAGGGAACCGUCAAGGACAGAGCGAGACAAGCCCUCAAGAAUCUCCAGUCUGUCCUCGAAGAGGCUGGAAGUGGUUUGCGCAACGUGGUCAAGGUGAAUGUUUUCAUCACGACCAUGGAUGACUUUGCGACAAUGAAUGAGGCGUAUGACGAGUUCUUCACCUCUGACCCGAAGCCGUGCCGGACUUGCGUCGCUGUGAAGCAGCUGCCUUUCAACACGGACGUGGAGAUCGAAUGCACAGCGGCCCUCUCCAUUCCUUCCUCUCGACUGUAAAUUUUGUUGUCCUAGCCAUUCGAGGGAAGCUGUGGGCAUCUCCAUCUUCUUGCAGGCAGUGUUCUUGGCUCGUCUAGGAUUUGAUUUCCUUUUCCUCCGUUCCUCCUUCAAUUUACCCUCGGGGAGGGGGCCUGCAUGUUGAGGAUCAAUAAGCAGUAAGAAUACAAGGGCCAUAUUAGCAUAUUUUCUUAAACAUGGUUGGCACGGAUGAUUCAUCGUUGACCACGGACGGUGCCUGACGUGCCUGGGUCGAGACCCCCAGACCGCCUAGCGUGCUCAGCUUAGCGUGCUCGGCUUAGCGGUGCUAUAGUGAUUGACGUAAUGAACGCAUCAAUCUAUAUUGGGUCA
Messenger RNA from Cryphonectria parasitica EP155, 850 nucleotides. RefSeq names its product putative brt1 protein. Gene Ontology annotation, molecular function: deaminase activity. NCBI's taxonomy places the organism in Eukaryota, Fungi, Ascomycota, Sordariomycetes, Diaporthales, Cryphonectriaceae. Bases 95 to 502 code for a protein of 135 amino acids. Gene Ontology annotation, cellular component: mitochondrion; cytosol. The record is from RefSeq and is a predicted model, not a curated record. The transcript is spliced from 4 exons.